UCACAUUUGCUACACUGUAAGCUACAUAUUUAAAGACCUCACUCACUCUCAAAAUCGACCAACUCGCUGUCGCUCCGCCUUUAAUUCCGCCAACUCCAAGAUCAGCGCGCAUCACCAGAGAGAGAGCGAGAGAGACCUAGUGAGAGUGAGUGUGCGAUAGAGAGAGAGAGUAAACCACUGCCAAAGCCGAUUACAGUCUAUCGGGACUGCGACUCUGUGUCCACUUAAGAGGGUUCUUCCCUCUGUGAGCGUCACGCCUCUCGCUUUCUCUCGCUUUCCAUUUGUUUGAUUCUAAAAGCGAAGGAUGGAUUUAUUUGAGUGAAUGCGGGACUCGGGCAUCUUUACUAUGAGUUCCUCUGCAGAAGCGCUUCCGUCAGCGGGGCAACUUUUCUAUGCACCACGGCGCCGCUGAGCCGCCCGUCGCUCUGUGGCAAAGUUUCCACGCAAGCCCCGGGGAACAUGGGCUCGCAGUGAACGCACCGGUUGUCGCACUUUCUUUUGUCUACACAACAGUACGACAACAUGCAGAAGAGCGUCCGCUACAACGAAGGGCAUGCGCUAUUUUUGUCGGCGGUCGCGCGUAAAGAGGGGACUAAGCGCGGCUACCUGAGCAAGAAGACGGCGGAGAAUAGCCGAUGGCACGAGAAGUUCUUCGCCCUUCACCAGAAUGUACUGUUCUACUUUGAGAACGAGCAAAGCGCGCGCCCUGCUGGGAUUUACCUGUUGGAAGGAUGCACCUGCGAGCGCGCGCCGGCUCCCAAGAUGUCCACCACUGGGAAGGAGGCGCUAGAGAAGCAGCACUACUUCCUCAUCAUGUUUGGUCAUGAUGGACAGAAACCACUGGAGCUACGGACAGAGGAAGAGUGUGAGUGCGAUGAAUGGGUGGAGGCCAUCCAGCAGGCCAGUUACUCUGACAUUAUCAUCGAACGAGAGGUGCUGAUGCAGAAAUACAUCCACCUUGUACAGAUCGUGGAGACUGAGAAGGUGGCUGCCAAUCAGCUGCGCACUCAGCUAGAAGAUCAGGACACUGAAAUUGAGAGGCUUAAAGCAGAGAUUAUAGCUCUGAACAAAACUAAGGAGCGCAUGCGGCCUUACCAUGUCUUCCAUGAAAACGACGACCCGGAUAUCAAAAAGAUCAAAAAGGUUCAGAGUUUCAUGCGGGGAUGGCUCUGUCGGAGGAAGUGGAAGAUCAUUGUUCAGGACUACAUCUGCUCUCCUCACGCUGAGAGCAUGAGGAAGAGGAACCAGAUCGUCUUCAAUAUGGUGGAGGCAGAGACCGAGUACGUCCACCAGCUCUAUAUCCUGGUCAACUGUUUCCUCAGACCUUUGAGGAUGGCUGCCAGCUCCAAGAAACCCCCCAUCAGCCAUGACGACGUCAGCAGCAUCUUCCUCAACAGUGAGACCAUCAUGUUCCUUCAUGAGAUUUUUCAUCAAGGCCUGAAGGCGAGGAUAGCCAACUGGCCAACUCUGGUGCUGGCUGACCUAUUUGACAUCCUGCUGCCGAUGCUAAACAUCUACCAGGAGUUUGUGCGUAACCAUCAGUACAGCCUGCAGGUUUUGGCCAACUGUAAGCAGAACAGAGACUUUGACAAGCUUCUAAAGCAGUACGAGUCCAAUGCUGCCUGUGAGGGGAGGAUGCUCGAGACCUUUCUCACAUACCCCAUGUUCCAGAUUCCUCGUUACAUCAUCACCUUGCAUGAAUUACUGGCUCACACCCCUCACGAGCAUGUGGAGCGCAAGAGUCUUGAAUUUGCCAAGUCCAAAUUAGAGGAAUUGUCCAGAGUAAUGCACGAUGAGGUGAGCGACACAGAAAACAUUCGUAAGAACCUGGCUAUAGAACGGAUGAUAGUGGAAGGUUGUGACAUCCUGCUGGACACCAGCCAGACGUUCGUCAGACAGGGGUCUCUGAUCCAGCUGCCAUCGGUAGAGCGAGGGAAACUAAGCAAAGUCCGCCUGGGGUCCCUCUCUCUGAAGAAGGAAGGGGAAAGGCAGUGUUUUCUCUUUACCAAACACUUCCUUGUUUGCACACGCAGCUCUGGGGGAAAACUUCACCUUCUCAAGCAAGGUGGAGUUUUGUCCCUUAUUGACUGCACACUUAUUGAGGAACCAGACGCUAAUGAUGAAGAGUCAAAAGCUGGUGGUCAGGUGUUUGGUCAGCUGGACUUUAAGCUUGUCGUAGAGCCAUCAGACGCGUCUUCUUUUACUGUGGUGUUGCUGGCGCCGUCACGACAGGAGAAAGCUGCCUGGACUAGUGAUAUUAGCCAGUGCAUAGAUAAUAUUCGCUGUAAUGGCUUGAUGACCAGUGUGUUUGAGGAAAACUCAAAAGUCACAGUGCCUUAUAUGAUCAAAUCCGAUGUGCGUCUCCAUAAAGAUGAUGUUGACAUUUGCUUCAGCAAGACGCUCAACUCCUGCAAGGUCCCCCAGAUCCGUUAUGCCAGCGUGGAGCGGCUGCUGGAGAGGCUGACCGACCUUCGCUUCCUCUCCAUAGACUUCCUCAACACCUUCCUGCACACAUACAGGAUCUUCACCACAGCAACCGUGGUCAUGGACAAGCUGGCUGACAUCUACAAGAAGCCCUUCUCCUCCAUACCUAUCAGCUACAGGAUGCAGUACCACUCAUUUGACCGUCUGUCCAUCUCACCCAUUUGUUCUGACUACAGUCUGAAGAUCAAGAAGAUUGCCAUGGAUCAGUCCAAGUCUUUGGAGCUGUUUUUUGCCACCAAUCAAAAUAACAGAGGCGUGGACCACGUGAAUGACAAAUCUCCUCGUCUCUGCCGCAAGUUCUCCUCUCCACCUCCUCUGUCCAUCCCAUCCCGGACCACCUCCCCCGUCCGAACUCGAAAGCUGUCCCUCCACUCCCCUAUCACCGCCAGAGUCGGGGGCCUUGAUCUGACCAGUCCUCUGUCCAAUUACAGUGUCAACAACAACACUUCCCAGUCUGCUGGCAGUAGCCCCACAUCUGCCCAGACACCAACACCUCAGACCCCAACCCCAACUACUUCCUCUCCUCCCCCCCCUCCCUCUUCCACCUCUCCUCCACCGAACAAUUCUAAGCCAACACAAGACCAAGUUCCUCCUAUUCCCUCCUCGCCUGACCAGAGUCCCUGCUCAACUGCAGAGGGAGAGGAUGUCCCCAGAAUUGACCCCUUCUGUGGAAAACUGCGACGGAGUAUACGCAGAGGUCAAAAAGCAUGUCCGGACUUUGAGAUGAAUGGGGACCUUAAGAUGUCAGUGAUCUGUCUCCUGGAGGAGGUGCUUAGAGAUCCAGACCUUCUGCCUCAGGAGAGGAAAGCUACUGCGAACAUACUAAAUGCGCUUUCUCAAGAUGAUCAGGAAGAUGCCCAACUGAGAAUAGAAGACAUCUUACAGAUGGCGGACUGCCCGAAGGCAGAGUGUUUUGAAUCUCUCUCAGCGAUGGAGCUGGCUGAACAGAUCACUCUGCUGGAUCACAUCGUCUUCAGGAGCAUCCCUUAUGAAGAGUUCCUGGGCCAGGGAUGGAUGAAGGUCGAUAAGACAGAAAGGACACCUUACAUCAUGAAAACGAGUCAGCACUUCAAUGAUAUGAGUAACCUGGUGGCAUCGCAGAUUAUGACCCAUACUGAUGUGGGCUCAAGGGCCAACUCCAUUGAGAAGUGGGUUGCUGUGGCAGACAUAUGUCGCUGUUUGAACAACUACAACGGAGUAUUGGAAAUCACAUCUGCACUCAAUCGAAGUGCUAUCUACCGUUUGAAGAAGACCUGGGCUAAAGUCAGCAAACAGACUAAAGCCCUGAUGGACAAACUGCAGAAGAUUGUGUCCUCAGAAGGACGAUUUAAAAAUCUGAGGGAGACGCUGAAAAAUUGCAACCCUCCUUGUGUGCCAUAUUUGGGAAUGUAUCUAACAGACUUGGCCUUUAUAGAAGAGGGAACACCAAAUUUUACAGAGGAGGGUCUUGUUAACUUCUCCAAAAUGAGGAUGAUAUCUCACAUCAUCAGAGAGAUCCGACAGUUCCAGCAGACGCCGUACAGAAUAGAGCAUCAGCCCAAGGUGACCCAAUACCUUCUGGAUAAGACUCUGAUCAUGGAUGAGGAUACACUUUACGAUCUCUCCCUGAAGAUAGAGCCCAGGCUUCCCGCCUGAGUUAGAGCUGUUUGUGGCCUGUGGGAGCCUGCUGAACCUGGACCCCCAAAAGGGCAAAACGCCCACGUGAUCUCAUCAAUCAAGAGAAAGUUGGAAGAAGAAUUUUCAGAGCAACUUGGAAAUAGAAUGAGAUUUGGUCUAAGGAGACAGAUAUCGAUGCAUGCGGUCAGUUGAACAUGUUUGAGAGCUUUACAAGAGAAAGGGGAAUAUAAGAAUGAGAAAUGCACCUGUAAGGUUGUAAGACAGCUCGUCUUCGAGGGGAAAGAGAGGUUGCAUUGUAUGAAGGUUUUGAGGAAAUUGCAUGUCAUAGUCUGGUGCACAUGGCAUCACACUUCCUGAGGCAGCCUGAGAGUGCAGGACAGGGUGAGAGAGAGGAGUUAAUGGAUGUAACAGAGAUGUAGCAUAUACAGAUAGUGUGACAGAGAGGUGUUUGAGCUUACGUCUCUGUACUAUUGUCUGUGUUCUUUUGCCUGUGCAUUUUCCGUGCCAUGUCCUGUGGAGCAAGACCCCUAAAAUGCUUUCUGUCAUGAAGGUCACUGCAUAAAACUUGCAUGAAUUCAGCUUGGGAUGUAACUGUCUAAAUUGCCUUCAUUCUGACCCCUGAUCCUCUGCUUAGCAUGCACCGCUUUUGCCAGGGUGACUUCUUAAGCCAUUAUGCAUCCUCAGUGGGUUGAAUGCGUCAAAAGCCUUUAAACCUUCACAUAUAAUGCAGAAAGACGAAAACGAAACACAAAAUGUGAUAUAUUUUAAUGAAUUUCGAUUUUUCCCUUGUUAAGCAAUUAAUUCUAUAUUUAUUUGUGAUUGCUUAAUUUGGUUGACUUUUUUUUUUAAAGAACAUAUGAAUGAUUAAAAUUAAAACAUUUAUUCAGUGCCUUCCACUAGUGCAGGUCAAUCUCCCACAUUCCCAAAUUGAAAAUUUGCAAGCACAAAGUUUUAUAUAAAUUCAAAUUUAAAAUAUUAAAAUUUUAUUUAA
Pundamilia nyererei is the source of this 5092-nucleotide messenger RNA. RefSeq names its product ras-specific guanine nucleotide-releasing factor 2-like. The transcript has 27 exons. Gene Ontology annotation, cellular component: plasma membrane. Lineage: Eukaryota; Metazoa; Chordata; Actinopteri; Cichliformes; Cichlidae. The record is from RefSeq and is a predicted model, not a curated record. Gene Ontology annotation, molecular function: guanyl-nucleotide exchange factor activity. Gene Ontology annotation, biological process: Ras protein signal transduction. Bases 523 to 4119 code for a protein of 1198 amino acids.